UCAUUGAUACUCUAUGCCAUGUUAUCAGAAAGCUUUGAUCAGCUUUGAUGAAUAACUGCUAUUGUAAUUGUUUUUUCACAAAUGUCAAUAAUAGGUUGCUGAAAGUUUUGAUAGCGCGAAUAAUUAGUUCAAUCACGAAACAUGACUUCUAUCAGUGAAGUUAAUUCGAUACCCACAACAAAAAAACCAUCGGAUAGUGCAUUCAAACAGCAACGUUUACCUGCUUGGCAACCAAUACUUACAGCUGGAACGGUAUUACCAACAUUCUUUGUAAUAGGAAUUGCUUUCAUACCAGUUGGAAUUGGAUUGCUCUACUUCUCGGAUCAAGUCAAAGAAUAUAUUAUAGAUUACACAGACUGUAAUUCUACAAACUAUUUUAUAUCAGGUACUAAUAAAGUACCUUAUACAUGCGCUGAAUAUAUAUCAAAGGAUCCUCAUCCUGAUCCACCUUGUACUUGUGAAAUAAACUUCACAUUACCAUCUGACUUUAAUGGGAAGAUUUAUAUGUAUUACGGUCUAACCAAUUUUUAUCAGAAUCACAGAAGGUAUGUAAAGUCACGUGAUGAUAAUCAACUGUUAGGACAGUUAAGUGAUGUUGUGUCUGGUGACUGUGAACCCUUUGCCAAUAAUGGAACUAAUGUAAUCGUACCAUGUGGAGCUAUUGCCAAUUCCUUAUUCAGUGAUGAAUUAAAGUUAUAUUCUAUGAGCCAUAAAACGGAUGUGCCACUGUUGAAAACUGGUAUAGCUUGGCCAUCAGAUAAGAACAUCAAAUUUCGAAAUCCAGAGGGUGAUUUGAAGAAAGCAUUUGGGAAUUAUGCUAAGCCAAAGAAUUGGACUAAGUAUAUUUAUGAGUUAGAUCGAGAAGAUGAGAGUAAUAAUGGUUUUCAAAAUGAAGAUUUAAUUGUUUGGAUGAGAACUGCUGCCUUACCUACUUUCAGAAAACUUUAUCGUAGGGUAAACCAUACUGUAGAUGGGUUCAGUGAUGGAUUAUUAGAAGGGGAUUAUAGACUUACAGUGCAUUAUUCAUAUCCAGUAUCAGCUUUUGAUGGCAAGAAAAGAAUGAUUUUAAGUACCACAUCUCUUCUUGGUGGAAAGAAUCCUUUCCUUGGCAUUGCUUACAUAGUUGUAGGGUGUAUUUGUUUAUUGUUAGGUCUGACACUGCUAAUAAUUCACAUCAAAUGCUCGAAAAGUGUAACAGAGAUGAUCAAUGUGAGCCCAACUACACCGUACCAAGAAUAAUUGCACAU
Messenger RNA from Dufourea novaeangliae, 1247 nucleotides. RefSeq names its product cell cycle control protein 50A (gene CDC50). The transcript has 4 exons. Lineage: Eukaryota; Metazoa; Arthropoda; Insecta; Hymenoptera; Halictidae. The coding region runs from base 142 to 1239 and encodes 365 amino acids. The record is from RefSeq and is a predicted model, not a curated record. Gene Ontology annotation, cellular component: plasma membrane; Golgi apparatus; endoplasmic reticulum.